ACAUUAAUGGUGUGUUUGGUUUGAGAGAAAGAAAGAGGAAAGAGAAAAAACACAGAAACUAAUGAAUGAAUUUAGUCUUCAUUCAUUAGUUUCCGUAUUUUUUUCUCUUCCCAUUUUCUUUCUCUUAAAACAAACACAUAGUUAAUAUCUGACAUAUUUUAAAUAAGAUUAUAUCUAGUGAAAUAAUUCCCGAAAAAAAAAAAACCCACAUUUUUGACACUAUGCUCUCUAUUAUUUAUUUUUCCUCAAUUUUCUAUAUUUAUUUAGCUGCCAACAAUAAAUUUACAACAAUUUUAAAGGAUAAGGAAGCAAAAAAAAAAGGGUACCAGUUGGUGGAGAAACAGAACAACCGAACAAGACAGUUAUCUAAAUGGAUGCAGUUGUGCAGCGCCCUGUACCACUUUGCUGCUUCCCUCAUAAUGCGAAGUCACAAUUGCAAAGGAGAUCAUUCGCAGUCUCCUCUUCACUGCCUGAGACUGCAGUUUCAAUUGCAGUAGCGGCAACUUUUGUUGGGGCAGCGGCCACUCUUCUUGUAAAAAGAUCCAAAAGUUCUUCCGAGACCACACAGAUUGAACUCAAAGAUUGCGACGAUUGUGGAGGUUCUGGUGUAUGUUCAGCCUGCAAAGGUGAAGGAUUUGUUCUUAGGAAACGUUCUGAAGAAAGUGCUGAAAAGGCAAGAAGUCUAGCUAAGAAUAUGGCUACUCGAUUCACGGAUGGGCUUCCAAAGAAAUGGAGCUACUGUACAAAAUGCUCUUCUCGCAGAAACUGCUCUACAUGUGAUGGAAGUGGGAAGCUAAACUACUAGUUUUGCCCUUACAUAUGAAUAUAGUCUUGUUGAAAUCAAGAUUCAAAAUGAGACAGCAUAGUGAAUUAAAUCUAGUGAUUAAUUUGCAUUCACUUGGUUUCUUGAUCUAUUACACUUGAAGCAAAAUUUUUAUGUAUAUGUGUAUUCAAAUUCAAUGGCAAUGCCAAUGUAUAGUAUGUUUUAGGUAUAUUUGGAGAACUAUACAUGUUUUGAUUUCAAAUGGACCAUUUCAGGAUUUUCCAGAA
Molecule: messenger RNA, 1050 nt
Organism: Trifolium pratense (red clover)
Lineage: Eukaryota; Viridiplantae; Streptophyta; Magnoliopsida; Fabales; Fabaceae
Exons: 4
Coding region: 371-805 (144 amino acids)
Source: RefSeq, a predicted model, not a curated record